Messenger RNA from Emericellopsis atlantica, 2593 nucleotides. RefSeq lists its product as uncharacterized. The transcript has a single exon. Bases 355 to 2298 code for a protein of 647 amino acids. Gene Ontology annotation, biological process: positive regulation of transcription by RNA polymerase II. Gene Ontology annotation, molecular function: transcription cis-regulatory region binding. The record is from RefSeq and is a predicted model, not a curated record. NCBI's taxonomy places the organism in Eukaryota, Fungi, Ascomycota, Sordariomycetes, Hypocreales, Bionectriaceae.
CACGUGGCUUGCUUAUCGAUAAUCGCGCCUCGAGGUGGCGUUACGUCCAAUCGUUCCAUCCCGUCAUCAUACCUCUGUACCCCUCUGGUUUGUGACUCGAACACAACACCGGGGUCCGCCCGUGGGACCCUGACAUCAACUUUGAACCAUCUUCUCCCAAGCUACCUGUCGGCAGUUUGCGGAAGCAUCUUCUCCAAGCCUGUAUUUUCUACGAACCGCGACCCUCAUCACUCGCCCAUCGUCAGAUGGCACUGGCAGGCCGAGCUUUCGUGAGGCCAUCAUUCACCCGCAAUCCAUGACCCCGGAUGGCCAAACCCCUCUCAUCCCUCCUUCUCCUCUUGAACCGGCAUCAAAAUGAGCUCGUCGAAUUCGAACGUGGGCAAGUCCCUCCCUACGCCAUCGAACCACUCGUCAAACAUACCCACCGGGCCGGCUACCUCCAGCAUCGAAUCGUCGCGCCGCCCAGCACUUGCCGGACCAUCGAAUUCGUCUUCGAAUCCAAGGAAGAGCCAGGCCUCGCGCAAGCAGCACAAGAACCAGCGCCGCCCUGGUGGUGGUGAGCGAUCGUACACCUCGCCCGACGCAUAUGACGCCAUGGCGGAGCGCCAUGUUCUCGGGAAUCUGAGCGGGCGAAGGGGCCAGACGUCGAUAACACACUUGCUUAAUUAUCACGCCCCGCGACCUCAUUACGCAACCGACAACACGAGGAAUUGGAGGAGAAAUACCGGGGUCGGUUCGGGCUACCACGUCUCUGACAAAUCUCGAUACGUCCACGCCAAUUACCGAUUCGUCGUCUCACCCGAGGGGUCCUACAAGCAGCAAGCGUCCGAUACCGACGCACACCUGGACUGGAAUGAUGUGCUGCAGGUGAUUGCAUCGACAGAAUCGCAAACAACGUCGUGUCCUAUCUGUCUCGACGAGCCGGUAGCGCCUCGCAUGGCAAAGUGUGGGCACAUUUUCUGCCUGCCAUGCCUAAUUCGCUUCAUGCACACAGCUUCGAAAGAGGACGGCGGGAAAAAUCAAAAGGGUUCAAGAUGCCAGCAGUGUCCGAUCUGCGAAGACUUUAUAUACCUCCACGACGGACGACCGGUGCGUUUCUACGCUGGACAGGAGAGCCCACUACCUCGCGUAGGUGACGAUGUUGUCCUGCGGUUGAUGGCCAGGAACGCCGAUUCGAUCAUCGCGCUACCCCGUGAAGGGGGCGCCGAGGUGCUGAACUCCGGACAAGCCAUUCCUUGGCAUUCGGACGUGAAUGUCUUGGAUUAUGCGCGCGUCAUGAUGGGAAGCGAGCAGUACAUGCUGGAGCAGUGUGACGAGGAGGUAGCGGCACUCGAGCGACAGGAAAAGAUUGACGAGACACUGUUCGGCUCGGACAAUGAGUGGACGCAGAAGGCUAUGAAGGCGGUUCGAAACCUGAAAGAGCGCUACACCGGUCUCGGCAGCGUUGAGUCCGCGCUGGCGUCGGCCAAGAAUCCGCCGCGCCAUUCAUCGGAAGCCGACUUUUACUUCUACAGCUCACAGCCACAUCUCUAUCUGUCGCCUUUGGACAUCCGGAUCCUCAAGACAAAGUAUGGGACUUUCUCCUCGUUCCCAUCCACCUUGCUACCUCGAGUCGAACACAUAUCUACAGGCCAUGUCGUCGACGAGGCUAUGCGCAAGCGGGCGCGCUAUCUUGGUCACCUGCCGCGCGGCUGCAUUGUCAACUUCAUCGAAUGCGACUGGACAGACAUAGUGCCGGAGGAGACGCUCGAGACCUUCAAGGUCGACAUUGAGAGGCGAAGAAAGCGAAACCAGGACAAGGCUACGCAAGAAGAGAGGGAGCGCGCGCAAGCCGAGCGCCUGGAAGCUGCCGAACUGCGCCGCACCACGGGCCAGCGCAUUCCUGCCAGCAUGGAAGCAGAGACGCCCCCCAUGGAUAUGUCUGAUUUCCAACCCUUGAAUGGAUCAUCGGGGACAACGCCGCCGGAACCCCGGCCUGGGUUUGAAACAUUGGCGUCCAUGUCGACCAGUCCCGAUUCGCACCGCACCAUCUGGGGCACAAGGGCGAUCAAUGCCUCACCAGAGCUGCAAGCGCAACCUUCUGGGCCGGUCGAUGAUGGGUGGCUGAACGACGACGCGCUGCUGAGCGGACACGAUCUCGCGGCUCAGAUGGAAGCUAUGCGGGCGUUUGAUGGCAGUGGAGAGCAGGAAUCCGCCGGUCCCAGUAGCCAGGCUCCGACGCCGACAACGGCUGGCAGCAAGAAGAAGAAGAAGCAAAAGAUUACACUGAUGAGUACUGGUGGACGCCGGGGAUUAUGAGUGUUGUCUGUGUCCUUGGCUCUUGUUGGGGUUCUGCUGCAUUCUCGUCUUAGCUGGUCGGCGUUGCUGGAGUUCGUCUUGAUGGCCUAUGUAGUCAUUGUGUACUUGGUUUGAGUUCCUGGCGGCGGGGUGAGGCCUGUUAUAACAUACGACCGGGCGUAAGAUUACUACUAGCGCUUCAAUAGAGACAAUACCUGCAAACCCUGAUCAUGAUUGUUCCUGUCUUCAUAGUAAUUUCACGAGAGGCGUAGACCACAUUUCGACGUGGUCGAUGUGCAGUGCGGCAUCCAGUCCC